Messenger RNA from Bathycoccus prasinos, 2544 nucleotides. RefSeq lists its product with no specific name. NCBI's taxonomy places the organism in Eukaryota, Viridiplantae, Chlorophyta, Mamiellophyceae, Mamiellales, Bathycoccaceae. Bases 1 to 2544 code for a protein of 847 amino acids. The record is from RefSeq and is a predicted model, not a curated record. The transcript has a single exon.
AUGGCGUGGGGUAACGCUCGCUCGCGAACGAACGCGUCUUCUUCGUCAUCAUCUUCUCAGUUUCGCGGACGCAACUGGGCCGCCGCCACCAACAAACACGACGACGACGGAGGAGGUGGUUCGCAAUCUAAACUGAAAGGUUUGAAAUCCUCAUCGUCUCGCGGAGGAGAUUCCAUCGUACAGUUUUUGCUCCGAUCGAAAUCGUUGCCGCUGUGGUUUGCCAUCGUCUGUUGCGUAGGGUUAGUUCUGUACGUUCGACCACAGAUUUCUCCCCUUCAUCAUCACUCUUCACACCUUCAUCACCGUGAAAAUACGGAAUAUAAUUACCACUCGGAGAAAGAACACGAAGUCGAUUUGCGACGAGCGGUGACGAAAAACAACAACAACAACAAUAAGGAAGAAGAUGACGACGACGGAGAAGAAGAUUUAGGAGAGUCGUCGAAGAAACACGCGUCGACGGCGAAAGCUGCGGCGGCUAAAGCGCAGAAGAUUGUCCGCGAAAGGUCUUCCGCCGGUGGUAACAGUGGUGGUGAUGAGGAGACUACGAAGAAGAAGAUAGCAGCAGCAGGAGGAACAAUAACGGCGAGUACUGCAGGCGCGAAUAAAAAAUCCGCAAAAUGUCAAGCACAAUUAGACGGUGCUCGAACGUUCUAUUCUGGAGUAUCGAACGUACUCCCGGUGUGUAAUUCUUUGAGACAGAAACCGGUGUUUGAUUUCGACGGAGAGUUGAAUGACGCGCCGACAGUGAAGUUUGGGAAAGCGGUGAAAGUAUUUUCAUUCAACGAGACGUAUCGGUACGCGCACAUGGUUACCGCGGCGGCGUUACCGAACGAUGUUAUCGUGGCCGCGUUCCAAGCCGCGCCGAGUUUACAAAUGGAAAACGGACAAACAAAGUUCGCCGUGGAAGGUUUACCGGACCAAAUUAUUUUAUACUCGGUUUCCAAAGACGGCGGUAAAUCGUGGAGCGGCAGCAAAAGAGCGCCAGUUGGGAACGAAGGGAGAGCGGUGUGGGCACCGGUUUUACACUACGACGAGAAAGCGAAAAAGUUGAUGUUGUUUUAUGCGGCGUCGGAAUUGUGCGUCAAACAUUACGCGAAGCCAGUUCCGAGAUCAGAUCCAGGAGGACACAUCAAGAUGAUUGAAAUCGAUAACUUUGGCGAGGAUGGGAAGGUUGUCGAUGAAGGCGCUUGGUCAGCUCCGAAGAUGGUGUACGAACAAAAACGAGGAGAAAUGCCGUAUUUAAUCGCGAACAAGCCAAUCAAAGCUUCGAACGGUGAUUUGAUUUUGCCAUUCUGGCAAGAAUAUAACUUCAAAUACGAAAGCUCGGAUUCGGCCAAUCCAAAUGACGACGAAGAUGAUAGUAAUAGCGAUAAUAGUAAUAACGCAGGUGCGUGCGUAACGAGAUCUUACGCGGAAGGUGAAUGUCCGCCAGAUAGAGAAACCAUUUCUGGAGUACUCAUAUCUUCCGAUAAUGGGAAGACGUGGACAAAAAAAGGUGACAUCAGACAUCCAAAGACGAGUUUGUUGGAAGGCGCGAUUGCUGAAAUCUCGGCGUUACCGCAAGGAUCGGAUGAACCACAACCGGCGUUGACAAUGCUCUUUAGGACAGAUUGUGGAUGUGUGUUUCGGUCGAUGUCGUUCGAUUUCGGUGCGACGUGGUCGGAUCCGCAUCCAUCGCCCGGAAAUUUACCAAACGUCAACACGAAGUUGGACAUGACUUCGUUGUAUCCAACAGGUCACUUAGCGAUGGCCUUUAACAAUCAUCGACGAUGGGAACACAUCGGAAGUAAAGAGCAUCCGUGUAAAUUGUGCCGAACGCAUUUACACUUUGCGUUGAGCUCGAAUGGCGGUGAAGAUUGGACCACUGUCGCGGCCUUUGAUGACUUAGUUCAACCGGAUGUUCGAAUUCACUACCCGAGUAUUUUGCCGUUGGGUAGAGGCGAUAACGUUCGGGAUGACCGCGUUUUGGUUUUGUAUUCCAAGUUUUUCUUAGGAAAGUGUAAGGAGAGUGAGAAAGGUCAAUCGCCGCUGAUUUGUCCAGGCUUUAACGAUCCAACGCAAGGUAUCCUCGCGAGACGAGUCGAUACGCACUUACUCUUUUUGGGUAACCUUUCGCCUUUGACAGCGAAAACAACCGUGAAAGGCACUCCAGAAGACCCACACUCUAGACCAGAUCCGUCCGAUACCGUCGCGUUGACGGUUUUGAGACAGUUUCUCACGUGGUGGAAAGAGAAGAACGUGCCAGUCGAUUAUCCAGCGACGAAAAUGAAACCAGACGCGCUGCAAGAAGGCAGAGGUUUCGUUCGAAUCAAAACCAUGCGAAGAAAAAACAUAGCGAGUAGAUUUUGGGACAAAGUCGUGGAUUCGUUACAUGACAGGUUUGAUCUAAGACGAGUCGGUGGAAGCGCGUUUUACCGAAGACACAAGCGAUUGAUGAAUGAAUUUUCUUCAAUGGCGGACGACGUUCUCGCGGUUUUAGGUGUGGAUAAGAAACCAGGAGCAGAUGGAGCGGAUGGCGGCGAAGAAAGUGAAGAAGGAAAGUAG